AUGGCCCCGAACGGGACUCCCGCCUCAAAGAAGGCGUCGAAGAAUGCAUAUCGCAGGGCUAAGAAGAAGGCACAGCGCGCUGAGACCCCAUCGGAGGCCGGCGACUCUGCGCGUGAGAGCGAAACUCCUGCUCCCGACGACAAGACCAAUAACGAAGAACAGGCGGUCCGAACCGCGGACCUUCUGAACGUUGACGACUUCGCGAAUGCCUAUGAUCUUGAUAACCCGUUAUUCGAACAGUACAAGAACGUGUUUGAGAAGUUUCGCGAACCCACUGCGGAAGAGGUCGCAAAGGACGAGGACAAGGCUGAGAUAUACUACGACGAUGAUGACAUUCCCGACGAGGAGGACGACUCCGCGAAGAAGAUCUCGAAGAAACAGCGGAAACAAAUGAACAAGAUGACCGUGGCACAACUUAAGGCGUCGGUCGACAAACCGGAGCUCGUGGAGUGGACCGAUCCGACUUCCUCAGACCCCCGUCUACUGAUUGCUAUCAAGGGCUACAAGAAUGUCGUCCCGGUACCGAAUCACUGGUCUCUCAAGCGUGAGUACCUUUCGUCGAAGCGUGGUAUCGAGAAGCCACCGUUCGCAUUGCCCAAGUUCAUCCAGGAGACCGGCAUCUCGGAGAUGCGCGAAGCAGUUCUCGAGAAGCAAGCGGAAAUGACCCUGAAACAGAAGCAGCGCGAACGUGUGCAAGGAAAACUCGGGAAGUUCGACAUGGACUACGGAAAGCUCUACGACGCCUUCUUCCGGAGGCAGACCAAGCCAGAGAUGACGCGCUACGGAGAGGUGUACUACGAGGGCAAAGAGUUUGAGACCAGUCUGGUUCACUUGAAACCUGGCGUGCUGAGCGAGGAGCUGAAGGAUGCACUGGGCAUGGGUCCUGGUCAGCCUCCGCCAUGGCUAAUCAACCAGCAACGUUUCGGCCCUCCUCCUUCAUAUCCCAGCCUGAAAGUUCCAGGUGUGAACGCGCCCAUACCCCCCGGGGCUUCCUGGGGCUUCACCGCGGGGCAAUGGGGCCGACCACCGAUCGACGACGCUACACAUCGGCCCCAAUGGGGUGGAGAUCCUCUUGGACAGGGUAUCUUGCAGGAACAAGCCGCUCCCACUCAGCACGGCGAACCUGUCGAGCGCAGCAUCUGGGGUGUCUUGCGCGCCGAAGGCGAGAGCGAUGAAGAAGAGAGCGAUGAGGAGGAGGACGAUGAGGAUGAGGAGGAAGAAGAGGGCACAGAGGAUGCCUCGGGUAUCCAAACUUCGAUGACUACUGCCUCUGCACUCCCCUCAGAAAUUGGCGGAACGGAGACCAUUGGCGGUGAAUUCACAUUGCGCAAGCAGCGCAAGGGCAUCGAGACGGAAGAGCCUGGCGCACCGCGUAGCGCCUUCCAGGUGCUUCCGGAGAAGAACAUUCAGUCUACUGGAUUCUUCGGAGGUGAACAUGCUUAUGAUCUUGAUGCUGCCAGACGCGAUAACUUUGGCGACCACAGCCAGCGCAAGCGCAAAGCUGGCGAUGUCGAUAUCUCGGUGGAUGUGGAUGCCCUGGCAGACAGCGACAAGCUGGAUAAGGAGGCACUGAGGAAGCAGUAUGAGGCGCAGAGAAAAGCGGAGAUGCAGGGCCAGUGGUCUGCCAUUGAUCAAGAUGAUCUCAGUGAGAUGAUUGCGGCAGAGUCCCGAAAGAGGCAAAAGAGGGAGGAGAAGAGCAACGACGAGCGUCGCCCUCGGCGUUGA
Molecule: messenger RNA, 1725 nt
Organism: Paraphaeosphaeria sporulosa
Lineage: Eukaryota; Fungi; Ascomycota; Dothideomycetes; Pleosporales; Didymosphaeriaceae
Product: DUF382-domain-containing protein
Exons: 2
Coding region: 1-1725 (574 amino acids)
Biological process (GO): mRNA splicing, via spliceosome
Cellular component (GO): nucleus; U2 snRNP; catalytic step 2 spliceosome
Source: RefSeq, a predicted model, not a curated record